This is a messenger RNA of Argentina anserina (silverweed cinquefoil), 3741 nucleotides long. Its product is annotated as cellulose synthase-like protein H1. The transcript is spliced from 9 exons. Gene Ontology annotation, molecular function: cellulose synthase (UDP-forming) activity. Gene Ontology annotation, cellular component: trans-Golgi network; plasma membrane. NCBI's taxonomy places the organism in Eukaryota, Viridiplantae, Streptophyta, Magnoliopsida, Rosales, Rosaceae. Bases 1129 to 3435 code for a protein of 768 amino acids. The record is from RefSeq and is a predicted model, not a curated record. Gene Ontology annotation, biological process: plant-type primary cell wall biogenesis; cellulose biosynthetic process.
UGUAGUUAUACUUUUAUUAAAUUGAUCUGUCCAAUACUCGCAGAACUUGAAUAGGUUGUUAGUUUUAAAUUAGAAACCCACUUUGAGAACUAAUUGGUACAUAUUUUUAUCUUCAUCAAUAUCUUAAUAUGCUUCAGAAGACAAGAUGUUUAUCAAUUUGGCUCACAGGCCAAGGCUUACAGUCCAUUGCCUACUUUGCAGGGACUCGUCCCCUUCAAUUUGCAAUUUCAUUUGACUGGCACUUUUGUUGUUCUUGCUGUGUGUGUGUGUGUGUGUUUUUUUUUUAAAAUCAGAUUGUGUGUCUUCUCUGCUUUAAAAAGUUUACAUAUUCUAUUGUGGUCACUCACUAUUGUUUUGUGAUUAAUGUGGAAAGGGAAAUGUCGACCUUUUUGAUAUUUUGUGUUCAUUACACAGAAAAAGACAUAAACCAGCAAACUACUUCAAGAUUUUCUCUAUUAGCAGUCACUGCUGACGUCUUGUUAUGCUCUCCGCUUGACCAUAGUUUGAAUGCUAGUUAAAUUUUGAGAAUUCAUAGUGGAAUCGAGCUCUCGAAUGUAUUAAGCUGUUUUUUGUAAGUAGUGAACUACGUUCUCAACUUACAUGCAUGCUCUGUAGCCUGUACAAUGCUUAUAUCUGUAAUUGAUGGUUCUGUUUUGUUUUAUAAGUCUUCCAGGAGGACUAUGAUAAUAUGUAUUACGCAUGUCUGCUGGUCUGUAGUUUAAUGAAUUGGAAUACCAUGUUCUCUUGCUGACAUUCAUGCCAUUUCCUCUGUUCCUGAGAUCAGGUCUGAAACAUGCUUUAACACAAGAUUUUCUUUUGCUAAUUUGUAUGUAUCUAUGAUAACAACCUCAAACAUUUGGCUAAUUGGUACUAAGAGUUUUAUAUUUUUAGUGGAAUUUUAUAAAUUUACAUUUUUUAUCUGAAUGACAUGUACCUUCUUUAUCCUGCAUGCCUUACCAAGAGAAGCUGUUCACCCUCUCUUCGAUUACAACCUUAUAUGACGCUUGCAUCACCGUAUCAAUAGAAAACCUAUGCCACAUAACCAACUGGUUAGCUAGACUGCUAUAAAUAUGUACAUGCAAUAUAAAUUUUAAGACAUUGAGACACUCCAAGAACAGUUCAUAAACCAUGGCCAACUUAAAAUCUCUUCCUCUAUAUGAAAGGGUUAAGCAUAGAAACACUCUGCAUAAAUUCGUGGAGUUUAUAAUCCUUUUUCUUCUCCUUUCAGUCCUUGUUUAUCGUCUCCUCUCUUUCAACAACCAUGGUUUAUCCUGGUCCUUUGCAUUCCUCUGUGAGCUCUGGUUUACCUUCAGCUGGGUUAUCACCAUCAGCAACAAAUGGAAUCGUGUUGAACAUAAACCAUACCCUGACCGCCUCUUGCAACUGGUGCCUAAGGAUGAGCUUCCUGCAGUAGACUUGUUUGUGACCACCACAGACCCAGAGCUUGAACCACCAGUCAUUACCGUAAACACUGUUCUGUCUCUGUUGGCAAUAAAUUACCCAACAAAUAAAUUAGCAUGCUAUGUUUCUGAUGAUGGCUGUUCUCCUAUCACCUUGUACUCACUUGUGGAAGCAUCAAAAUUUGCUAAGAUUUGGGUUCCCUUUUGCAAAAAGUACAACGUUCAAGUUAGAGCUCCUUUUCGAUACUUCACCAAUAAUUCUGCGCCUUCUGAAAAUAAUAAUAGCUCAAUUGAAUUCAAACAAGAUUGGAAGAGAGUGAAGGAUGAGUAUGAGCAACUUAGCGGCAAAAUCAAGGAUGCUGUUAGCAAAUCUAUCAAUCCAUCUGAUACUAUCGAAUUCGAUUUUUCAGUUUUCUCAACUGUACAACGUAAUGAUCAUCCAACAAUUAUCAAGGUUAUUUGGGAGAACAAAGAAGUUCAUUCGAAUCAAUCAGUGCCACAUUUAGUUUAUAUAUCCAGAGAAAAACGGCCAAAGCAUCCACAUCAUGCCAAAGCUGGGGCCAUGAAUGUUCUGACUAGAGUCUCUGGGUUGAUGACCAAUGCUCCUUACAUGCUAAACGUGGAUUGUGACAUGUUCGUCAACAACCCGAACGUUAUUCUUAAUGCAAUGUGUAUGCUACUUGGUUCAAAAAAUGAAAAUGAAAAUGCAUUUGUUCAGUGUCCGCAAGUCUUCUAUGAUGGUCUAAAGGAUGAUCCUUUCGGAAAUCAGAUGAUAGUUUUGUGGAAGUAUGUAGCACAAGGAAUUGCAGGAAUUCAGGGACCUUUUUAUUCCGGAACAGGAUGUAUUCAUAGACGAAAAGUCAUCUAUGGUCUAUCUCCCAAUUACAUGAAAGUUGGAGAAACAAAUGGAAAAAGCAUGAUGAAUGAUAAAAUAGCUGAUGAAGAAUUAGUAGACAUGUUUGGAAAGGAAUUUACCAAAUCAGCUGCGAAUGCUUUGAACGGGAAGGCAGAGUGCCCAAAAAUGCAUACUGAAACUAUUGACGCUGCAUACCAAGUUGCUGGUGUUGGAUAUGAGUAUGGCACACACUGGGGCAAAAAGGUGGGAUGGAUGUAUGGAUCUACAACUGAAGAUGUCCUCACUGGGCUUUCAAUCCAUAACAAAGGUUGGAAAACUAUUCUUUAUGCACCCAAUCCACCAGCCUUUCUAGGAUGCGCGCCAACCGGUGGUCCUGUUUCAAUGACCCAACAAAAAAGAUGGGCCACCGGCCUGCUUGAAAUCCUCUUCAGCAAAAAUUGUCCCAUAUUUGGUACUAUCUUUGCAAACCUCCAGUUCAGGCAGUUGUUGAGCUACUUCUGGAUCCUUUCAUGGGGGCUACGCUCGGUUCCUGAGCUAUGCUAUGCUACUCUGCCAGCCUAUAGUAUCAUCACCAACUCGCACUUCUUACCCAAGAGCCAAGAACCAGCUUACUAUAUACCCUUAGCUGUGUUGCUGAUAUAUAGUAUGUACACUAUAUCAGAGUUCCUUGUAACUGGUCUAUCAAUCCGAGCAUGGUGGAAUAACCAAAGAAUGGGAAGAAUAACCACAAUGAGUGCAUGGCUAUUUGGAUUUCUUGGUGUCAUACUCAAACUUUUGGGCAUAUCUGAGACGGUUUUUGUCGUAACACGAAAAGAUCAAUCUACUUCAAGUGAUCAGGGCACUGAAGACAGUGAAGCUGGAAAAUUCACCUUUGACCAGUCCGCAGUUUUCAUACCUCCCACAGCAAUUUUGCUUCUGCACUUAACAGCACUGGCCACCUCUUUGUUGCGGCUUCAAACACCAACCCAUGAUGGGGUAGGAUUAGGCUCUUUGGAGACUAUGUGCAGUGUUUUGUUGGUGGUAUGCUUAUGGCCAUUUUUACAAGGUCUGUUUCGAUCAGGAAAGUAUGGGAUUCCUAUGUCUAUCAUAUCUAAGUCUGCAGGUCUUGUACUAUUGUUCUACACAUUGUGCAAAUAUCAGGAUGGUAGCUUGCUUUCAGUGUCUUCUUUGUGUUCCUAACCACAAGCCAGCAGCAGUCAGGGCUCAGGCAUGUUUUUUUGAGGUUUUUAUCUAGCUAGUAUCGCUUUGUUGUAUGCCUCUGGGAAAUGUGAGAUCCUCGGUAAGGAAAGCCUUUGUUUUUAUCUACAUAUAAUAAUUCCGUGGGAGCUUCCAUUUUAGGAAAAAAUGAUCAAUUCAUAUAAAUUUGGACCUUUUGUGACCAUUUGAAUGACAAAAUUCAAAAUGUGAUCAUUUACUCAGAGUAACUACAAUUAUUUGAUCAGGUAGUACAAAGACUAUGAUCCUGUUGUUUCGGGAGAAUUACUA